AUGGGUACACGGAUCAAAGGAUCUGUGCGCCAUCUUUACGAAUUGUUUUGUGAAGUGUCACCAAUUAAGGAACCUUCAAUAAUACAAAAAUAUCCAGAAUCUUAUGACAAUGAAGAAAACUUAAAACACAUCCCAAAAUUUGCUUUCCCCUGCCCCCUUGAUAAAUCUUAUGUCCAACACUAUUCUUUUGUUCUGACCUCAGUAGAUUCUAAGUACACAUUUGGAUUCUGCCGAUAUGAUCCGAAGGCUAACACAACUCUGCUUCUGUUAUCACACAUUCCAUGGCAUGAUAUUUUUUAUAAAUUAUUAAACUGCAUAGCAAACUUACUAAACAGUCCUGAGCGUGGUGAAUUGAAAUCAUUUUUGGAAGCAUGCAGAAUUCGGCCCCCAAUGCCUGGAGACACCUUAAAAGUGACAUAUAAUGCUAGUCACAGUGUGUUCUCUUGUCAGUGUCCAGAUGAAAAAUUACCAAGUAUUCCGGAGAAUUGUAACCUCACGGAAUUCUUCAGUGCCUUAGACGCUGAUUGCAUGAUUGGUUUAUGGGCGGCAUUAUUAAAUGAGCGUCGGAUAGCAUUAGUUGCUUCGAAACCAUCGCGCCUAUCUGCAUGUGUGCAAGCUGCUAAUGCAUUGUUAUUUCCUAUGUCCUGGCAACACAUAUACAUUCCAAUAGUUCCCAAAUUUUUGGUGGAUUACCUGCUUGCUCCAAUGCCAUUUCUUAUCGGAGUUCCUAGAAGUGUUUUUGAGACGGUGAGAAUGUCAGAUCUCGGUGAAAUUGUGAUAAUAGAUAUAGAUACAAACGAAUUAAGAUCUCCAUUUAAUGACUCUGAAAGUCUUCCGCACAUGUUGGUUGUAAAUUUAAAAAAAUCUCUAGGCGAUAAAAAUGCAUUAGGUGACGCUGUAUCAAGAGCGUUUCUUCGUGCGUUAGUUUGUUUGAUUGGAGGAUAUAGGGACGCAAUUUGCAUAGAGAACGAACAAUUUGAAUUCAGUUCUGAAACAUUUCUAAAGACACGAAAACAUAUGCAACAAUUUCUUAGUAAAAUGCUGGAGUCCCAAAUAUUUCAGCAAUUUAUAGAAGAGAGGCUGGACCUCAUUAACUCCGGGAAAGGAUUUAACGAUGAAUUCGAAAUUGAAUGCAACUUCUAUUAUGACAAAAGUAGCUCCAGUAGCGGUCAAAAGCUAAAGCAACAAUACAAGGACUGGGCUAAAAAUGUUAAGAAAGAAGGUGGUGCCUUUUUCAAAACUGUCAAGGAUAAGGCGAAUCCCGCGGUCCAAUCGGCGGUGAAGACGGUUCGGCAAGGAGGUAAAAACGUGAAGUCGGCUGUAAAGGGAUUGAAGAUUAAAAUGCCUAAAUCGCGGUCUCGUCCUUCUUCCGUCACCACAACAGAUGAUAGCAGAUUCUCCUGCGGCUCAGUAACGCCGGUGUCUACAUCAUCUGACUCUUCCCCGACGAAUGUACGCUCUCACGAACCACCGUCCACAGCAUCCCUUGAUCUCUUAACCGAGAUGGAGUUCCUUCUUAAUAGAAACGACAAUUUCCCUAGCGCCGAGCACAGCCCCGAAAUUAGCUUGCCCGACAAACCUAAAACCAUGUUACCACAAAUCCCACCUCGUUUACCGGCACGUCCCCAAACCCGUCACCGUUAUCCAAUUGUGUCAACCAAGAAAUUAAUAGAUUUUUCUGAAGCCCCGAUGCCUCCACCGCGGUCCAUACAGCCUCCUAAGGCGUGUUUCGUAAGCAAUAUAACAAGAAAUGAGCCAAAGGUGGCCGAAUUCCGUACGAGCACAUUCAGCUUCGCAGAAGGAACUAAUAAGCCCAAAUUACAAUUAACCGUGAAGCAAACACGACCUAAUUGCAAUGGGAAUGCACAACCCAGGGCUGUGCAAGAAAAGCGGCCGGAAGCAAUGAGAACGGGACGUGUAGAGUCAUGUGACCCAGAUGUGGAUCUUAUUAAACUGGACGUUUCAUCGCCAGCUCUCGAAGACUUUGAUCCGCUCCGGUACCGAGAUAAAAAUGACCAAAUCGAAAAACUUAACACAACUACCGAUAGUGCGCUUUUACACGAGUACGGCUUAGAUUUCAGCCAAUUUAGUUUGAACUUCACGAGUAGUUCUAGUGACCAAGAGUCUAGUUCUAUGUCUAAGGGCUGGACGACAUUUAACUAG
This is a messenger RNA of Pieris macdunnoughi, 2163 nucleotides long. NCBI's taxonomy places the organism in Eukaryota, Metazoa, Arthropoda, Insecta, Lepidoptera, Pieridae. The record is from the annotation of a GenBank genome assembly.